Messenger RNA from Mycena citricolor, 3859 nucleotides. The record is from the annotation of a GenBank genome assembly. Lineage: Eukaryota; Fungi; Basidiomycota; Agaricomycetes; Agaricales; Mycenaceae.
AUGACAUGCUUCAUUGCAUACUAAGUAUGCACGCCUCAGCUCAAUCUCCGUUAUAAGCUAUAUUGGGGUCAAACAUGUCUGCACCGAGUUCUACCACAACCAGAAAUGGUGCAAGUUCGCCUGUCCGCCCAAUGCGAGCCAGCACACUGAAAUUCCUGCCUGUGCGACACGGUUGCGAGUCAACGAUGAGAUGAAACAUCGAUUGGGAGCGGAAGCAGGUUUGACGUUGAUGAUGCAGUACCUGAUGGAUCUGAGGGGACCUUGGGACGCCGAACGGGAAGGAUUCUCGACAUCGUGUGGCAUUGCAUCUAUCAAGUGUCCACCAUGUCGUUUCCGUUCCAUCCUCUUUCGUUACACCCUCUUCAUCUUCCGCGGGCUCUCCUUCAGUGAGGGAGGCUCCUCCUUUUCUUUUAUCCGUCGCGGACGCUUCCUUCCGAAUCCGCUUGCACAUUCUUUUGCAUGCCAUGGCUCCCACUGUGCCGUUUCUUCAAGCUCAAAUCGACGCGAUUAUCGAUGACGAGAGUCUGACGGUCAACUACUACAUUGUUGGUUUGUUUCUGCAGACCUUGUUCUUCGGGUUCUACACCAUCAUUGCAUUCAUGUCGACGAAAAUGCUUCUCGAGCGUAGAUUGAACACGAGAUUGAACCAAGUCAUGUUCGGCAUCACGGCUUUCAUGUACCUUCUGUCCGCCGCUUAUUGGUUCUACAAUAUCGCCGAUGGGAUGGACCGACUUAACGGAUUUGCGAAACUGGCCAAGCAUCCGCUCCUCCCUCGGCCUCAACUCACAACUGUCACGUUCUCGUCGCCGCUGUGGAACGCACUCACCCUGAUCAAUUACGUUCUGAGUGACGCUGUAGUCGUGUGGAGAGCGUGGAUCAUUUGUCUGCGAAACCAAAGGAAAUACUUGUGGAUCACAAUCGGAUUUCUGGUGCUCACUGCCUUGACCGUCCUGCUCACCAUCGUUUUCCGAAUCGUAGGGCUAGUGAUAUCGCCCGUCAAAGACCCGGCUACGAACGACAUGCUCGGUCGCGCGAUCAACAUCCUACAAGUGCUCACUCUGUUCACGUCUUUGUUUUCAAACCUGACUGCUACGGGCGUUGUGGGCUUGACUGCAUGGCGGCAUUACCUCAAUCUCACGAUGGCCUUUUCGGAAAAGAAAGCUGGGUCGGCGAGGACAAGUCAUAUCUUGAUGCUCGUUGUUGAGACUGGCUCUCUGUACUGUGUCUCUGCAUUCAUCGUGCUCAUGUCUGCUCUGAUCAAACUUCCGCACGGUACUCUUGGAGACAUAUACACUCCAAUCAACGUCCAGAUCGCGGGUGCGUACCCAUGCAUCGUACUCCUCCUCGUCAACAGGUCCAAGUCGCUUGACGACUCGACGUUCUGCGACCAAACCUUUGUCGGCAGCGGGACCCCGACACAGCCGAUCUACUUCAAGAACAGCUCAGCGAGAGACGCCGCCUCACCUCGACACAAUGCCAGCAUGCACUUUGCGCGCAAUCCCGGUCUGACCUCGACUUUCGCGACGACAGAGUUUGAGGAUGAGUCACCGUCAGAAUUCGGCAUGACUUUUGCUCGCAAUGCUGAGCUGACAGCGCCUGUCAAUGCUGCAACCGCCGAGUUUGACGAUGAGCCGCCUCUCGAUUCUCCGCCACUUCCGGCAGGCGUCUCCAGCUCGGAAGCAUUGCAGGAUCAGUUGCCGAAAUCGACCACAGUCAGCAUCUCGUAUUCCCGCCGGCUCGAGAUUCGGCCAUUACCUCCACUACCGGUCACAUCCGAGGAAAGCUGGGUCUGAAAUACCGAUGAGUUUGUGUCGCUGGCGAAUCCGGCUGGUUGCCGUUGUAACUCUUCAUUCGUAUUUCUAUUUCAUGUUCUUGUACUCUCCUCUUGUGUGCCUGUGUGCUGCCGCGCCAUCUAGUACGCGCUGGAAUAGAAUUUCAUCAAGCGUCCGGCAAACGCCGUUGAUGGUCAACGUGAAAGUUACCCACCUCUAUCCUUAGAUGUCCACACUACAACCAGUACUGUGAUGCCUCCGCUACCUUCGUUCCGAGAACUCUUGUCUCUUCCCUUGGGGCCGUUCGAUGACUUUGCUGUUCUCAGCCCCACGUACCACCCCACGGGCGGCACCCUCCCCAAAUUAGAGCGUCUGCGCAUGAGAGACAUCCACCGAAACAUAACGGGCCUGGACAAGACAGAUCGAAACCUCAAGCCGCCCAUCGAGCCCUCGCCGACGGUCCACUUCUGGGGCAUACUCGUCGUGCAGAACCUCUCGUGGCUCUCGGCGCGUGGACGGGAGAUGAUCGAUGCGCAGCUGGGGAUGAGGGACAGCGAGCUACAGCGACAUGCCGGGCCUCCAACUCGCGCUAUCAAGCUGGAAAAUGUGCUCCGCGCGGCGCGCAACAUGAAAGACCCUAUCCGACUGCGACUGUGGCUCAGAUGCGAGAAGCAGAUGGAGGCGUCUUUCAAGACCGACAAGCGGUACACCCAGAGUCUCCUGCUGCACUCGAAGGACCAGCAGCGCACGUACGAGAUCAUCAGCAUGGACGCGCCCACGUACCAGCUCAGCCGCAACUUCCUCGCCCGGUACCGCCUCGUCGCACUCAUCUCCGAAAUUGUCUCCGAUCCAGCAUACAACCUGACGCUAUACAGUCUGGACAUGGACGUCCUGGAGAACGCAUAUCUCAUCAAGCACGAGCGGGAGAGGUUGUCCUACCGGGCCAUUGCGGCUCAGCCGGACCAGGUGGCUAUCGAGGGCCGGCUACGCCAUCUCUCGCGAGCCGAAAUACGCAGUGAAUUCGCCGCGCACGCUGCCUGGCUUUUGGGGUUUUACAUCCGUUCCAGAAACUGCUACCUGAACGUCCGUGUCUGGUGUGAGUUCAUCGGAAAGACACAGGCUGCACGGAGGAGCCUCAAUAACGGGCAAUGGGGACGCACCUACGAAGACAACGAGAUCUGGGACUCGAGAACUGCUGGUGACGCGCAUUCGAUCGCGUUGACGCUGGCGAAGUUUGGUGGGACUGUGGAUGAGUGGGAGAAGUUGCUGGAUAGAAAGAUACUCGAAGAUCCGCAUCUGGUCGCACCCUCGGUCGACGAUGAGGAAGCCUUAGACCCUUUCCUCCGCGGUGGCAGGGAUAAGCAGGAUUUCGACUAUGACUCUAGCAUGUCUGUCGAAAGCACGCCAGAUUGCAGCGAAUCCGAAUCCGAGGAGGUCGUUCUGGAUUGCAAGUACCCCAACAAAAGAUCUCUGCCGUCGAUUCCAACAUGGAUCAGUGCACCGUUGUUCGUGUAUGAAGGCAGCACGGUGUGGGAAUGCCCUGGACCCGACUGUCCUUUUGUCCUGGAUCCAUACGCGCUGCCCAAUCGGGCCAAUAUUGUCGAUCCAACAGAAGCCGCGGACGAGGAGUUCGUACAACGAGGGCAAUUCAAGGACAUGAGUGACAAGCGGGUGCAUCGUGUCUUGGCCCGCCGAGUGUCAGAGCAUUAUGCCGAGCAUCUGAAGAUUGCGGAUCUCGACCUGUACAACACCCAGAAGGUAGUCGAUCGGCUGCAUCGCCACUUCCAGUUCAAGCCUGCAAGGCAGAGGGGACCUCACAGGACAGAGAAUAGUACCAAUAAUGUCGCCGAACUUUUUUGACGCCGAAUGCGAAUGGAAAGCGCAAACCCACAGGGAAGGUCCCCAAACCGCUAAUAGACAGUCUGGUGAAAUGAAUUUUCGAAGGAUGUAGGCCUCUAAGCAGCUGCUGGAAGUGAGAGCCGAGAAGGGUGGGAUAGGGAAUCACAACAUAAGCGUAUCAAAUUACUUUCUAAGAAGAGCGACUUGCACCGAGUCUGAUAUCGUUAUUGAUACUGUGAAUCAAGUCC